This is a messenger RNA of Magallana angulata, 1764 nucleotides long. Its product is annotated as general transcription factor 3C polypeptide 1-like. Gene Ontology annotation, biological process: transcription initiation at RNA polymerase III promoter; 5S class rRNA transcription by RNA polymerase III. The transcript is spliced from 13 exons. The coding region runs from base 22 to 1764 and encodes 580 amino acids. Gene Ontology annotation, molecular function: DNA binding. NCBI's taxonomy places the organism in Eukaryota, Metazoa, Mollusca, Bivalvia, Ostreida, Ostreidae. The record is from RefSeq and is a predicted model, not a curated record. Gene Ontology annotation, cellular component: transcription factor TFIIIC complex.
GUUAACAGAUGAGAAGUCGGCAUGGAUUUGGACUACAAGACCAUCCUUACAGAGGAGAUAGCUUUGGAAGGACUCGAUGGUAUAACCUUACAAGCACUAUGGGUGAGACUAGAAAACAGGCCCAACUUCAAAAUGAGGCUGGACGAGGAAAGUCAGGAAUUCCUCUGGAGGUGUAUUCUCUCCAUACCUGACCUGGAGUUUUACCGCCUGCCAUCACCCAGAGGAGUCCUCAACCCAAAAUUACAAAUCGUCAUAGACCCAGAAUCUGGAGUAACUGUGGAUUUCGAUAUGGGGGAGGAGUUGUACCCAAUCAAAAUCAUCCAACAAGAGGGCCCUAUCAUUGGCUCCUGUUCCACCUAUGACAGCAGGCAAUGCAUUACCAUGGAGAUCAAAGCAGACAAUUGUGGAACUUGGCCUGCAGCCAAAGAUGUGACCGAGAAGUAUGGGAUGAGUCUGGUGAUGGUGGCCUCCCAGGAGCAGAGGUUUACUGCCUUGUGUGGGGACGAGCUGGAACCCAACAGCCUGUACAGUCUGACACCGGUCAACUUCUGUAUUCUGGAGCGAAUCGGCAGGUCGCGUAGGGUCGGCGAGCUGUCCAUCGGAGAUUCCAGUCUACAGGUGUUCAACAUCCAACCCAAGUCCAUGUUUUACCACACGCUCUGUCUGAUCAAGCUGGGCUUAGUCAAAAAACAGAGCAUCACAGUGUAUAACAAGAAGGGACAGAACUCGCUGCGGCGCUUGUUUCACCUAACCCGAUUUUACCAGCAGUAUCAGUCGAAAUACAGCAUCCUGACCAACAUAGUGGCCACCUAUCUAAACAAACAGCCAAUGAAACGACAGGAAAUCCACAAGAUCAGAGAGCAAUGCGGAAUAGACCAGAAGAGCUUGAAAUGUGAAUUAAAAAUGGUCCGUGUCAUUGAAGUCCUGGAAGAGGAAGAAAGUGACGUGGAAGAUGAUGAAGACAUCAAGAUGGAUGACACUGCCAGAGAUGACACUGUUUUCCCCCAACUGGUAGAGCCAUCGUUUUUGCGGCAGGCCUAUGCAGUGUUAGAGGCAGCGGGAACAGAUGGUGUCUCUAACAGCAAGAUGAUGAGGAGGCUGACGAUUGACGGGCUGGAGGUGCGGAUGAUCAUCCGGACCAUGGAACGCCGCGGCCUCAUCACCUCACUGAUGACAGAGGUCGGCAAACAGAAGAAAAAAGUGAGCGUGUCCAAGACGUACGUGGAGGGGAACAAGCUGAUGAACCAGAUCAACAAAGAGAAGGAGAAACUCAAACAGUCUCUACAGGACAUCAACGACAAACAGAGGGCAACAGCAGAAGCAUCAAAGGCUUCCAAUGAUGUCAAAACUGAAAGUGACAAAACUGAAAGUAAGGCUAAGUCUGCUGGGAAGAAGAAAGGAGGGUCACCUAAGAAGAAAGAGAAAGUUAAAGCCAUUGAGGAGGAAGUUAGUGGCAUCGUCAAUAAUGUUGGGAGACACAACAGACACUUCAAAACCGAUGUCAGUGCCACGUGUCAGCAGAUGAAGAGAAUCAACAUGAUCCUAGACAUUAUCAAGGAGAACAAAAUCGUGGAUGGCGUCUAUCCCAUCGUCAAGUUAAUUCGGGAGAAGGAGCGAGAGGAGAACGCUUACAUGGUGGACAAGAAGACGGUGAUGAGGCUGAUUGCCAUACUGGUCAAGGAGAAGAAAAUCAACAUCAUCAACACCGUGCUGUUGGACGGCAGCAAGCAGAAAAACGUACGUCACAUGAUCUCUCAAACAUAG